AUGGCCGAGCUUGUUGAUGUCCCCGAAGGCCCUGGGCACUGCCCAUGUGGCUGCGGGCCUGGUUCACUCGCAGCCCCUGAUGGGCACAGAGUCCCCCCUUCCUCAGUGGAACCCCUGCGGCCGACCCCCUCCAUUUACCGUGGGCUGAAUCUGCACUCUGGUUUGGGCCUUUUCCCAGUAGAUAUUCUGGAAGAUGACCCUGAAGGGUUGCGGGCAGCCUCCCUGGCUUGUUAUGCUGCCAUUGUGGAAGGAGCUGGUCCCUCACCAGAGGUUUUCUCUCUUCCCAAUGGGGAGCAGGUUAAACUUGAAGCUUCUUCUGUUUGUUUUUGCACUAUGCACCGUGAUGAAACUCAACAUAAAUUACUGGUUUUGGUUAAUCCCCAGGACACAAAGUCAGUUGUAGCUGUCUACGUAAACGGAUGCUGGUGGUCCACCGAAGACAUGCUGAGGACUUCUGACCCUGCGCGACAAGGUCUGAUCAAGGUUGAGUCAUUUGGGGAAAAGAUUGUGCUUUUCAUUCUCAAUGUCAUUAUUUUUGGAAGACUGGAGAGAAAUCCGGAUGCUGAUGACAUGUUUUUUUUACCUCAUUCUGUGAGGGAGCAAGCUAAAAUUUUGUGGAGAAAUGGUGCAGCUAUUGGAUUUUACACAGUCAAAAUGAAAGGCAGCCUGUGUGGUGAUGGCAGUGGAAUGUGCUACCUGCUCCCUGUCUUCGAUACUGUCUUCAUCCGGCGGCAGCAUCGAGGCCAAGGCCUAGGGAUGGUCUUGCUGCAGGACUUCUGUGAGACCUUCUCAGAGGACGAGGCCCUGGGGGUCAGCUGUCCCAUUUCUCCCGCCAUGCUCCAAGUCUGUAGGAAGUUCCUGUUGGCCUGUCCGGAGGAGCGGGGGCGCCUUUGGGAGGUGGAGCCCCCAGGAGCCUGGGGCCAGCGAGUCAACAUCUGGCUGAAGAACCAGCUUCUGCAGUGCCCACUCCCAGAAGGUGGGGACCUAGGAGCGGCACUGGCUGAGAACUCAUCCCCUCGUGGGAAGGUGUACUGCCGCACUCACUAG
Molecule: messenger RNA, 1047 nt
Organism: Chrysochloris asiatica (Cape golden mole)
Lineage: Eukaryota; Metazoa; Chordata; Mammalia; Afrosoricida; Chrysochloridae
Product: protein FAM169B-like
Exons: 9
Coding region: 1-1047 (348 amino acids)
Source: RefSeq, a predicted model, not a curated record